UCCGUUUGCUGCAACAUUAGUACAAGAGUGAUGAAACUGACAUUAAUUUCGACCUCCUGAGGAGUGUACCAACAUACAGGCAGAAUGACUGAAAACAGACAGCUUAAUGUUGUAUUCAUCCAUCCUGAUCUUGGGAUUGGAGGCGCAGAAAGAGCUGUCGUUGAUGCUGCGCUUGCAUUGAAGUCUAGCGGUCACUCUGUCCAGUUCGUGACUGCCCAUCAUGAUCCAAGCCAUUGCUUUGAAGAAACCAGAGAUGGCCAACUGAAAAUUACAGCUGUUGGAGACUGGUUACCCAGACAUGUCUUCGGUCGAUGUGCCGCUCUGUGCGCAUAUAUUCGAAUGAUUUACGCAGCAAUAUAUCUUGUCUUUUUCAGCGAUAUAAAUCCAGACAUAAUUUUCUGCGAUCAGAUUUCUGCAUGCAUUCCCUUUUUACGAAUUUCCAGAGUGAAAAUUAUAUUUUACUGCCAUUUUCCCGACCUGUUGCUCACCCAGAGACAAAGUUUGUUUAAAAGACUGUACCGCUUGCCCAUAGAUUGGCUUGAGGAGUGGACAACAGGAAUGGCGCAUUGUAUAUUAGUUAAUAGUAAAUUUACAGCUGGUGUAUUCAAGGACACAUUCAAGACUCUUGGGCAUAUCAACCCUGAGGUGCUGUACCCUAUACCAAAUCUUUCAACACUGGGAAAACCUGUAGAUCCUCUUCCCAAAAGUCAUUGCCCACCCAAAGAAACAAAGACACUGUUUUUGUCAAUCAACAGAUAUGAACGUAAGAAAAAUCUAGGACUUGCAAUAGAAGGGCUGGCAAAACUCAAGGAGAGCAUUCCUCUGUAUGGCAUACACCUGAUAAUGGCUGGUGGCUAUGAUGAAAGGGUCACAGAAAACAAAGAACAUUAUUUAGAAUUAAAGGAACUAGCAGAAAAACUUGGGGUUCAGACCCAUGUCUCAUUUAUUCGAUCCUUUAGUGAUUCGGAAAAAAGAUCACUGCUUAGCAAUGCAACCAGUCUGAUAUACACUCCUGAUAAAGAACAUUUUGGUAUUGUACCAGUAGAAGCAAUGUUCAUGCAGUGUCCUGUAAUAGCAGUGAGAAGUGGUGGCCCUGUAGAAACAGUUGAUGAUAAAGUAACAGGCUUCUUGUGUGAUCCCACCCCACAGAGCUUUUCUGAAUCCAUGCUAUACUUUGUGAAAAAUCCUAACGCUAAAGAGGAGAUGGGAAGGGCAGGUAAACUUAGAGUCAUUGAAAAGUUUUCCUUUCAGGCAUUUUCAAGACAGCUAAAUAACUUGAUAAUGGAGUUAAAAUUUGGCAAGGAAAAGUGACUUGAACAUUGAAUUGAAAAAACAUGAGGUCUCUGAUGUUUCUAUAUAAAACACCUAUAUAAAUGUAAUAUCACAAAAAAUGAUUGAUACAAUGGUUCAUCUCUUUAAAUUAACAGAGAAAAGAUGAAAAAGGUUACACAUGUGCAAAAACAUUACCUUACUGAAGUAAGAGGUCUUGAUAUACUCUAUUCUUGGACAAAUGGAACAUUUUGUCUAUACUCUAAUGAAGAAUGGUAGUUAAGUGCACAUUCAAAAAUGGUUGACUAACUACAAUAAAACAUUCUUACAUAUUUUAGGUCAAUACUGGGUUUUUCUUCUGAGUACCUGUAUUUUUUAUUGUGCUGAUUGAAAUGACCUAAUUUAUAGGGAUUGUUGUUUCAUUAAGUUGUAAAAUGACUGUUAAGCACAUCUUUUUGUAACAUAAAUAUUCAUUGGUAAGGUCAGAAUUGUGAUAUACGAUUUUCAUUUGACACUUUUUAUUAAAUGUAAUUACUGGUGUGUAUUGUUUGUAUAAACCGCAUAUGAAAUAUAAUGACAUCUUGAAACUUGUGUAA
Molecule: messenger RNA, 1865 nt
Organism: Lingula anatina
Lineage: Eukaryota; Metazoa; Brachiopoda; Lingulata; Lingulida; Lingulidae
Product: alpha-1,3/1,6-mannosyltransferase ALG2
Biological process (GO): dolichol-linked oligosaccharide biosynthetic process
Cellular component (GO): endomembrane system
Molecular function (GO): GDP-Man:Man(1)GlcNAc(2)-PP-Dol alpha-1,3-mannosyltransferase activity
Source: RefSeq, a predicted model, not a curated record